Molecule: messenger RNA, 672 nt
Organism: Colletotrichum lupini
Lineage: Eukaryota; Fungi; Ascomycota; Sordariomycetes; Glomerellales; Glomerellaceae
Exons: 6
Coding region: 1-672 (223 amino acids)
Source: RefSeq, a predicted model, not a curated record
AUGGGCUCAUCCAAGUUGAUGCUACCAUCUCCACCAUGCCACCACCCUGCUAGCCUCCUUGCCUCCCACGACAUGGCCUGGGAAGCUCGCCGCUGUUCGACUGUUACCAUGCAGCAAACCUUGGAAAUAACCCCUUCAAGUGGACCGGUCCAGCGCACCAUUCUGCCCCUCCACGGCUCUGGCACGCCGCACUUCAGGCCCAGCUCGACAAUCAACCGCACGGCUGUUUUCACAACGCUGCUUCUGACGGGGGACCAUGCUCUUGGGAAAUGGAAUGGAAAGCCCCCCUUUCCCCUCCUCAGUAUUACUGAAAGCAAGACACCAUCGACACCACCUACCUGCCUCGGGAAAUGGCCAUUCAGAGGGAUUGACGGCCAGCUCAUCAUAGAACGACCGCUUGUACCCAACAACUCCCGGCAUCCCACGCUUCCCCGGAGCGCCCUCGCUCACACUUUAGUCUUCAAGAUGUUCAUGAUCUUCCGCCACGUCAACCUCGAUCGACUUUCCUGGCCUCUCUCCAUUGCCCCAAACCUUCGUCUCAUGCUACCACCAAAGGCAAUACGUGCCGCCAAUCUACUUCCCCAUGCGCCACCACCACCUCUCCAGAAAUCUAACUGGGGCCCUCCCACCACGGCGGACGUGCCAACGUUGCUCUGCGGGGUCCUCCCCUGA